This is a messenger RNA of Tilletiopsis washingtonensis, 837 nucleotides long. RefSeq names its product NAD(P)-binding protein. Bases 1 to 837 code for a protein of 278 amino acids. The transcript has 11 exons. The record is from RefSeq and is a predicted model, not a curated record. NCBI's taxonomy places the organism in Eukaryota, Fungi, Basidiomycota, Exobasidiomycetes, Entylomatales.
AUGCCGCUCGACUUUGACGCGCUGGCCGGCGUGCCGCCCUACCCGCCAGCCGGCAAGGCCGCCAUUGUCACCGGCGGCUCCAGCGGCAUCGGUCGUUCCACGGCACUCGCGCUCCACCGCGCGGGAUGGAGUGUGUGCAUCACGGCGCGGCGCGCAGAGGCGCUCGAGGAGACGCUGCGCCUGAUGCGUGCGCAGCCAGGCAGCGCAGAUGGGAGUGCACAGGCGCUGAAAGCGACGAGCUUCGCCGGCGACAUCACGAGCGAGGAGACGGUGCUUGCGCUCUUCAAGCAUGCCUACGAGCAGCUCGGCCAGAUCGACCUCGUCUUCUGCAACGCCGGCGUCAGCACUGCCGCCGUGCCGCUGUUUGACCUGCCGUUGGCCGAUUGGAAUAAGGCCGUCUCGACGAACCUGACAGCCACGUUCCUCUGCGCGCGCGAGGCAUUCCGGUACAUGUCGCCUGAGCGAGGUGGCAAGGGAGGAAGGAUCAUUGUCAAUGGCAGCAUCAGCGCUGCAGUGCCUCGGCCUCACUCGGCACCCUACACGGCAAGCAAGCACGGCUGCACGGGCCUCACGAAGUCCCUAGCGCUCGACGGGAGGGCACACAACAUCGCCGUCUCGCAGAUCGACAUUGGCAACGCCAGCAGCGACAUGACGGAGCGGAUGCGUACGGGACCAGGGGUGAUGCAGGCCGAUGGCUCCCUGCGUCAGGAGCCAGUCAUGGAUCGCGAGCAUGCGGCGCGCGAGGUGGUCCACAUUGCCGAGAUGCCCCUCUCUGUCAACGUGCAGUUCGUCACCAUCCAGGCGACCAAGAUGCCAUCGAUGAUCGGGCGCGGCUAA